This is a messenger RNA of Scaptodrosophila lebanonensis, 1071 nucleotides long. RefSeq lists its product as uncharacterized. The record is from RefSeq and is a predicted model, not a curated record. The transcript has 4 exons. Lineage: Eukaryota; Metazoa; Arthropoda; Insecta; Diptera; Drosophilidae. Gene Ontology annotation, molecular function: A2-type glycerophospholipase activity; calcium ion binding. Gene Ontology annotation, biological process: lipid catabolic process; arachidonate secretion; phospholipid metabolic process. Bases 1 to 1071 code for a protein of 356 amino acids.
AUGCCAACAAAUGAGUCAACAACAAGUGCGUGGAAUGAUAUUAGAAAUGCCUUCAGGGCUGUCACCAACGAUAGCGAACUGCUCGAUCAUAUAAUACCGGAAAUGUAUGGCUCGACAAUGCGAGAUGCGAAUCCAACCUUUGUCUUCAAAAUGCCGUCUCAGCCAGACGACGGCCCCGCAGCCUUUGAAACUUUAACAAUGCUCCGAUCUGAUUUUGAGGAACCAAUAUUUCCAAAUAUAACACAAUUGACGACAGUCGUUGGCACGUCCGAGCAGGUGGCACAUGUGAAGACCGGUCUGCCGGAGGCACCACAAGGUCAGUGGUUGCAGCUGGGUCUGGGCGGCUGGACGGGAGAAAUAAUACGACCCGUACCCUGGCUGGAACAGAGUCACAAAGACAGUCAGCCUUCCAACUGGCAGGCAAGCUAUCCCCGCGAAGAAAUACUACUGGAUCUGAAGAGUUCGCACUUUGACGGACGUGUCACGGAUAUACGAGUUAUCACCGGCCAAACAAAUGCUAACGAGGCCGAGCUGGAGGAUCUGAUGAAUGCCGAAAACGUUUAUAUAGCACGCGUCAAUGAUCCCUUCGGCUAUUCUAUGAAGUGGACGCUGACACUCUCAUAUGAUUUCAGCAAUACGACCGAAGAACUAGCCACCGCUGAUCGUGGAAAACGCGAUGUAGCCAAACUGUACUCAAUGAUCAAGUGUUCCACGGGCUGCGAUCCCUUAAUAUUCAAAGGCUAUGGCUGCUAUUGCGGCUUUGGGGGCCAUGGGGUGCCCUCCGAUGGCAUCGAUCGCUGUUGUCGAAUGCAUGACAAAUGCUACGAGCAGAGCAACUGCAUCUCCUAUCUGGAAUACUUUGUGCCAUAUGUGUGGAAAUGUUAUCGUGGCAAGCCACUAUGUGCCGUAAACCAUGGGCAGUGGGGUGGUCCAGAUUCGUGUGCGGCACGCUUGUGUCAAUGCGAUUUGCGCCUCUCCCGUUGCCUGCGGAAAUUCUAUUGUCCGCGUAAACGCGCCAUUUGUUACUCAUCGAGAGCACGUCGCUUACAGAAUUUGAUAUUCUUCGAUUAA